Messenger RNA from Hirundo rustica (Barn swallow), 1071 nucleotides. RefSeq lists its product as uncharacterized. The record is from RefSeq and is a predicted model, not a curated record. The transcript is spliced from 2 exons. The coding region runs from base 46 to 810 and encodes 254 amino acids. Lineage: Eukaryota; Metazoa; Chordata; Aves; Passeriformes; Hirundinidae.
CGCCGUCAUGUGUCGGGCCUCAGAGCCUGUUAUAACACCGCCGGCAUGUGCCGGGCCUCACAACCCCGGUACCGGGAACUGCUGCUGGUUUUGGGCCUCGUGACCUGGUACUACACUGACUGCCGUGGGCCAGGCCUCAUGCCCAGCAGCCCCAGACCGGAGGGCUGCCCGAUCGCUGCUUUGAUGAGGGCACACAGGACCACUGCCAUGCUGUUAAAGGAAACCAGCCGGUAUCAGCAGAGGCUGGGGACUGAACAGAUCGAGAGCAGCCCUGCCAAGAUGGACUUAGAAGUGCUGGUGGAUUCAAGGCUUAGCAUGAGCUGUCAGUGCGCACUUAAAGCCCAGAAAGCCAAAAGUGGCCUGGGGCCGCAUCCAAAGCAGCGUGAGCAGCAGGAAGGGAGGGGAUUCUGCGUCUCUACUGUGGUGAGGCUCCACCUCGAGUACAGCACCUAUUUCUGGGGUCCCAGCACAGGAAGGACAUUGACCUGUUGGAGCAAGUCCAGAGAAGGCCACCAAAUUGAUCUGAGUGGGAUGUCGCAGAACUGCUGGACACAGGCUUACCUGGGAGAUGGAGUCACAGUUGCUGGAGAAAAGAGCCCUGGAGCACAGCACCUCCGAGAGCUGCGGUUUCACUCGCCUCAGAAUUUGCAUAUGAAAAUCUCUGAAUCGAAAGGUGACGAAGUAAUGCAGUUUUCUCAUGCCUUUUUCGUCUGUAGUGCAGUGUCACCUUGGCUAACAACUGAGAAUGCUCCCGAGUUUGAAUGUGAGGGGUUUUUUUCAGUUUUUCUGUCCAUUAUAGACGAAUUUUAAAAACUCUAAAAAGAACAAAAAAAGCCCCAACCAACCAAAAAACUCUCAACCAACCAAAAAACUCUCAACCAACCAAAAGUUAAAAGCAAACAAACAAAACCACCAAAAUACCAAAACAAAAACCAACAAAAAAAGGCAAAAAAACCCCACCCAACCAACCAAAAUAAACUAACCCCCCUCAAAAAAAAACAACCAAAACAAAACCAAAAAAACCAACCAACCAACCAAACCAAAAAAAAAAACCCAAAAAACUACCAUCAA